Messenger RNA from Lates calcarifer (barramundi perch), 1419 nucleotides. RefSeq names its product SAP30 binding protein (gene sap30bp). Gene Ontology annotation, cellular component: nucleus. The record is from RefSeq and is a predicted model, not a curated record. Lineage: Eukaryota; Metazoa; Chordata; Actinopteri; Centropomidae. Gene Ontology annotation, biological process: regulation of DNA-templated transcription.
CGCACACUCACAGCAAUGGCAAGCGGUAAAAAGAGUGCCCUACUUUCCUCUUUGGCAGACUAUGGAGACGAUUCAGAGCCUGACUCUGAACCAGAACCAGAAGAGACAGGGGGGCGUGCUGGGGGUCUGGUGUACGGCUACGAAGACGAUGAGCUGAACCGAACUGAGGACGCCGAAGACAAAGUGUCUGGAGAUGAAGACAGCAGAGAGAGCAACUCGGAAAUGGAAGAAUCUGACGAGGGGAGGGACGCAGAUGAUGUUGAGAUAUCAGAAGCAGAAAGAAAGGACCCCAAUGAGCUUGUUGCUCUGUUCUCAGAGAAGGUGAGGAACAUGUCACCUGAUGAGAUCAGGAUCCCCCCCGAGCCCCCCGGACGCUGCUCCAGCCAGCUGCAGGAGAGGAUCCACAAGCUGUAUGAGAGGAAGCUCCAUGGAGACUUUGACACAAACAGUGUCAUCCAGAAAAAGAAGGAGUUUAGAAACCCGAGUAUUUACGAGAAGCUCAUUCAGUUCUGCGGUAUAGAUGAACUGGGAACAAACUACCCAAAAGACAUGUUUGAUCCUCACGGCUGGUCAGAAGACUCUUACUACGAAGCUCUAGCUAAAGCUCAGAAAGUGGAGAUGGACAAACUGGAGAAAGCCAAGAAGGAGCGCACCAAGAUUGAGUUUGUGACGGGGACUAAGAAGGGCACCAACCCGUCCAACACGGCGGCGUCCACCACCAGCAACACCACCACCACCACAGCCACAGAGGCCCAGAAGAGGAAAAGCAAGUGGGACUCUGCGAUCCCCGUGACCCUGGCCCAGCCCACGCUCAUCACCACCACCGCCACGCUGCCCGCCGUCGUCUCCGUAACGACCACCGCCAGUGGCACCAAGACCACCGUCAUCUCCGCGGUGGGCACCAUCCUGAAGAAGGCGAAGCAGUGAGCGCGACAGACGUUUGUCGGUAAGAUCCAAACAGCGAGUGACGACCUGUGUUGUACGUGAAGCCGGGGGGGACAAAUGAACUGACGGACAUUUUUAGAAACGACCUACAAAUGCCCUCUGCUGCACACGGACUCAGACUGGACUGCCUUCUGUAUCUGGGACUGUCGCAUGGUGAAGACCCCUCUGAAAACCUGAGCGUGAAGCAGAUCUGCUCAUGUCAUUCAUUGUUUUACACUGUUAGUUUAAAGAGAACAUGGCGAUGGUUGAAUAAGGAAAAGCGUCUCCUGCAGACCCUCGAUAAAAUGUUUAUUUUUAUAUCCGUGGUUGUGCAGUAUUUUCUUGCCUCCUUUAGCAGUUAGCUCAACACGUGCAUCGUUUCUCAGCUUUUUUUCCUCAUUAACAUCUGCUCUUGGCUCCGAACUAAGAUUUUUUUACACUUGUACAUAUGUAUUGAUGAUAUGGUGAAUAAAUGGAUCAGAUGUUGCCUUUUCA